Molecule: messenger RNA, 1022 nt
Organism: Cryptomeria japonica (Japanese cedar)
Lineage: Eukaryota; Viridiplantae; Streptophyta; Pinopsida; Cupressales; Cupressaceae
Exons: 3
Coding region: 142-681 (179 amino acids)
Source: RefSeq, a predicted model, not a curated record
UCAGCUACUAUAAAUAGGUCCCCCUGGGUUACUUGUAUUGCAUGAAUUUCUACCGUCCAAAACACCAAGAUUGAUCGAGCAAUUGGGCUUUUGGGAUAGAUCAUCUUACUCUGUUGCUAAAUCUUGAUCUGAUAUUCCGAUAUGGCCGCUGUUGAGGUUGCUGCUAUGCCCGCUGAAGUUAGCCCUGCAACUGAACAAGUGCCCGUCAAGGCUGAAGCUCCAACUGUUGAAACUGUGGAGCAGCCCCCAAAGGAAGAAGAGUCUGCCCCCGUUGUUGAACAGGAGGCUGUGGAGAAAACAGUUGAAGAAAGCCCUGCUCCCGAGGAGACGAAAGCAGAGGAAGAAAGCCCUGAACCAGAGGUGGCUAAGGUUGAGGAGAUUCCAACCGAGGAAGUAAAAGAAGAGGUGGUGGAAGAAGCAGCGCCUGCAAAAGAAACGGAAGAAGAGUCCCCUGCUAAAGAAGAAGAAGAAGAAAAGGAGGUUGAGGUUGCUAAGGAAGUAACAGAAGAAAAGGAGGCUCCUGCUGCUCCAACAGAAGUUGUGGAGAAAGAAGCCCCUGCUGCUGUUGCUGAAACUCCUGUGGAGGAAGAGAGCCCUGCCGAGGAAGUAUCUGCUCCUGUAACAGAAGAAGUUGUGACACCAGCUGCUGAAGAAAAAGUGAAGACUGAAGCAUCAGAGUGAAGAGUGAUGGUGGGACUCGUAGAUUAAUAAGAGAUUUGCAUGUAGGAGAUCUAUAGAAUAGAUCAGGUCAGAUCAGAAUCAUCAGGUAAGGUGAUGUUUUGGGUGGGUGAUAUAGGUAGGUCAAGUGUAUGGGCCACAGUUGGAGGAUUCAGCUUCAGCUUUAGCUUCGGUUUCAGGGUGAUUUUAGUCUUCUUUCUCCAUCUCAAUCGUCCUACUUUGGCUUGAUUUUAAAGAGAAACCAAAAGCAUUUGUAUUUAGUUUUCAUCAUAGCAGUUAAGAAUGUCUGUCUAGAAAUGAUGGGAAGUACGGGUCCAGUUUAAUAUGCAAUUUGCUUUCAACAA